Molecule: messenger RNA, 924 nt
Organism: Cordyceps fumosorosea ARSEF 2679
Lineage: Eukaryota; Fungi; Ascomycota; Sordariomycetes; Hypocreales; Cordycipitaceae
Product: oxidoreductase
Exons: 1
Coding region: 1-924 (307 amino acids)
Source: RefSeq, a predicted model, not a curated record
AUGCGCGUCUUCGUCACUGGCUCUACCGGCUUCGUCGGCACCGCCGUCGUCCAGGAACUUCUCUCCCACGGCCACACCGUCCUCGGCCUCACCCGCAGCGACGCCGGCAUCGAGCAGCUCACCCGUCAGGGCGCCGAGCCCCUGCGCGGCAUCAUCGAGGACCUCGACCUUCUCAGCCAGGCCGCCUCUGCCUGCGACGCCGUCAUCCAUCUCGCCUUCGUCCACGACUUCACCCGCUUCGCCGAGUGCUGCGCCAAAGACCGCGCCGCAAUCACCGCCAUCGGCGAGGCCCUCGCCUCCGCCUCGCCACCGCGCGCCCUCGUCAUCACCUCCGGCACCAUGAUGCUCGCCCAAGGCCGUCUCGGCCACGAGGACGACAUCGUCGACGGGAGCGACGACAUCGCCACCACCCGCGCCGCCUCGGAGACCGUCUGCCUCGACUUUGUCCGCCGCGGCGUGCGCGCAAGCGUCGUCCGCCUGCCGCCCACCACGCACGGCAACGGCUCCUCGGGCUUCACCGGCAUGCUCGUCCAGAACGCGCUGCGCACGGGCGUGGCCGCGUACGUCGGCGAUGGCAAGAACCGGUGGAGUGCUGGCAACGUUGCGGACGCGGCGCGGGUGUACCGCCUGGCCGUGGAGAGGGCCGCGCCGGGAUCAAUCUUCCAUGCGAUUGCCGAGGAGGGCGUGCCUGUCAAGGACAUCGUCACCAGGGUCGGGGAGGAGCUGGGCGUGCCGGUCAAGUCGAUCCCGGCUGACCAGGCGCAGGAGCACUUUGAGUGGUUCCUCUUUGGCAUUAUGGCCGAUAACCCGGCGUCCAGCAAGAAGACGAGAGAAGAGUUGGGCUGGAUGCCGUCGCACGGCACUGUGCUAGAUAGUGUCAAGGGCACUGUAGAAUGGGCCAAGGCAAAGGCUGCAUCUGCAUGA